CUGGAAGCAUCUACUCAGUGGGGACAGACUAAGAACCGCCCAGAAGCUGUCACAGAGGAGGGAUGGAUUUUGGGGAUUCCUGAAGAAUCACAGGCACUUCCUGAUCUGCAAGCGUAUUUUAUUCAAAGACAUAAGUUGAAGUCUCUUCGAUUCAGAAUUAAUUUGUUUGCAUCUUAUGGCCUGUUGGAAGAGAAAGAUGGAAGAAGAUCCACGAGUAGGAUGAAUGUUGGAGAGGGAAAUCAAUAUCGAUCUAUAAAUCACCGUGUGGACUCCAAAUCCCUGUGGCUUUAUCGAUGGUAUUAUUCCAGGACUUGCCAGUGGAUUUUGAGCUUAACCAUUACUGUAAUCUUGGCUUUGGCUUUCAUUGAAGAGCCUUCCUCGCUUACUGUUACAUCGGAUGUGCGAUACCGCCUUCCUGCCUGGAAUCCUCCCUGUGGCCUCACAGAGAGCAUUGAGCUGCUCUGCUUCCUUGUGUUUGUGGUUGAUGUAUCUGUGAAGAGUUACUUAAUUGGAUGGAAAGAAUUCUGGAAAAAUAAAUGGCUAAUGGCUUAUAUACUGACGUUGAUUGUUUCCCUUGCUGAUUGGAUUGUGUCACUGAGUUUUAUCUGCAAAGAGAGUGUGAGAAUAAGAAGACUCCUUCGCCCCUUCUUUCUUCUCCAGAAUUCUUCUAUGAUGAAGAAAACGUUAAAAAGUAUCAACAGCACAUUGCCUGAAAUGGCGAGUGUUGUUCUGCUACUGGCUGUUCAUCUGUCUCUCUUCACCAUGUUUGCCAUGCUGCUCUUUGCUCGAACAAAGGAUAACCAGCAGGAUAAGGAAUGGGCGGUGUAUUUCCGGAAUUUGCCAGAUUCCCUGACAUCACUGCUGGUCCUGCUGACUACUGCAAAUAACCCUGAUGUAAUGAUACCUGCAUAUUCUAAGAAUCGAGCAUAUUCAAUCUUCUUCAUCCUCUUCACUGUAUUGGGCAACUUGUUUUUGAUGAAUUUGCUUACAGCAAUAAUAUACAACCAGUUUCGAGGGUACCUUCUGAAAUCAGUUCAGUCCUCCCUCUUCAGGAGGCGGCUGGGAAUCCGGGCUGCGUUUGAGGUGCUGUCUUCCCUGAAAGAGACUCCUGCACAACAGUCCUGUGUCAGUGUUGGGGCCUUACUACAGGUGCUACAGAAAGUUGAGAUGGAUUCUCGCUGCAAGCAAGCCAUCAUGAGAUCACUCAAAAUGUGCUCCUGUGACCAGCUGUCAGCUGCCCAGUUCCAGAAGCUCUUUGAAGAACUAGACAAAGAUGCCAUUAAGCAACACCCUCCCAGUCCAGAGUAUCAAUCCCAUUUUAUGCAGAAAAUGCAGUUUGCCUUUGGCCAUGCCUACUUUGGCUACCUGGGGAAUGUAGUAGCCCUGGCAAACAUUAUUUCUAUUUGUGUGGUUUUGGUGAUGGAUGCAGAUAAGCAGCCAUCGGAAAGAGAUGACUUCUUCCUGGGGGCUAUCAACUGCUUCUUCAUCCUAUACUAUCUGCUGGAAAUGUUGCUGAAAAUCUUAGCAAUGGGCUUGAAAAGAUACUUGUCUUAUCCAAGCAAUAGAUUUGAUGGACUUCUGACUGUAAUUUUGCUGAUUCUGGAGAUUGCAACUUUUGCUGUAUAUGGAUUUCCUCACCCGGGCUGGAGACCUGAAUUCAUGGGCUUGUUAUCCCUGUGGGAUAUGGUGAGGCUGGUGAACAUGUUAAUUGUGUUCAGGUUCCUGCGGAUUAUCCCGAACAUGAAGUUCAUGGCUUUGGUUGUUACUACACUGCUGGAUCUGGUGAAAAACUUAAGAGCCUUUGCAGGAAUCCUUGUGGUGGUUUUCUAUGCAUUUGCUAUAACUGGCAUAAUGCUCUUUAAAGGUGCUGUUGUUCCCUUGGGAAAUACUAGUGCUGCCAACACAACACAUGACAAUGGCACUCUGCAGUGUGGGACCUAUGAACAGCUGGAAUAUUGGCCCAACAACUUUGAUGACUUUGCUGCAGCAGUGGUGACCCUCUGGAAUGUGAUGGUGGUGAACAACUGGCAAGUUUUUUUGGAUGCAUUUUCAAGAUAUUCAAGUCCGUGGGCAAAGAUCUAUUUUGUAGCCUGGUGGUUGAUUUCCUCUGUCAUCUGGGUUAAUCUCUUCGUAGCUUUACUCCUGGAGAACUUUAUUCACAAGUGGGACCGUCACUGCCAGCGAGAGUCUCUUUUAGAUAUUGAAUACCAGAGGACAGUUGAACUCAUGUUCAGAGAUGUUUUGGAAGAACCUACAGAGGAGGAGUUGAUGGAAAAACUGCACCAACACCCACACCUGCAAUUGUGUAGGUGACUGGUGGGAAGGACUGAUUUAUUUAGACCUCUGUUUUCUUGAGGUUGUUAGCUGCAAGAAACUGAAUGGAUUUUCUGUGAGAUGCUGUUAGGAGAGGAGCUUAUAGGACAUGAUGUGAGGUUUUGCUUGGGAAUUCUCUGCAGAAAGGUUUUUUAUUUUGGGUUCAUAUCUUUUUUUGAAAAAGAUUUGAAUCUUGCUAACUUGGUUUUAAGUUGCAAUUUUAGAAGGAGUAUUGCAGCUGUUAUUUUUAUAGGUUGUUGAUAUCAGAUGGUUUUAUUUACUUUUUUUUUUAAUAGGGAAAGUCUGUUUAAAAUGACAGUGCACUUUAAAACAUGAACUUUAUAACCACUAAGCCUGCUACUUUUUUCAGCACAAGAAAAUGGAGCUGCCUUUUCUGGCAGGCGAGUGUGGCAAGGGCUAUGCUGUGCAAUUCAUGAAUGGAUUAGGCAGGACCAGAGCAAAAUCCUUAAUAUUCUCGUAGUGAGAGCUGAAACACUAUUUUUAUUGUAAUGUGACACCAGCAUAUCUUACCAAAUUUUUGGGAGUUAAUCACGUCGGAACACAAUCAAUUCCAGCUUAGUAACAGGGACUGCCUGCUUUGCACAUCCUGUUUUUCUUUGCUUUCCAUGGGGGAGGGUUCAUGCUGGUUAUGCCAUUCUGGUCACUGAGAGCAGUUAGAACUUGGACUGGAGCAAUUGCACUCGUGGUUUUCAAUGUGGUAAAACUGAUUUCUCUUUCAGUAGAGUCAAUAUUCUGAUGUUGCUCUUUACUGAACCUCUUCCUUUUACUUUCUUCCAAGUCCUCUUCCUGGUGUUGUAUUCCAUGAAAAAGCUAAGGGGAGUGAACUUUGGCUGGAAUGUUGUCCCAUGAUCACUGGAGUCACUUACUUAAAGGGGGAAGGGGAAAAAAAAAUGUAGAAUGGGACAAUCAAAGUUCUUAACACUUAAAAUUUUAAUUUGAGCCUGUGGGAAUUGAAGGUGCUAGACUAGUAUUGCAGGAUCACAUUCUUUUAUGGCUUAAUGACCACAUGUUGUGCUCCACUAACUUUUACCUGGGUAAAACUUUUUAGGUAAAUAAGUUUCUCAACAAGUCCAAAGUGGAGGAUUCACAGUAAGCUGUGUCCACAUGCUUUUUGUUAUCUUUUAGAGUUCCUCUAGAAAGGUGUUUUUGCUUAAAUCUUUGUCACAUAACUGGUAAACUGCUAUGACAAAUAGAAUCUACCACAACUACUGUUUUCAUAUGUAAAAAUGAAACUGCCCUUUGGGGCACUGCCUUCUCAUUGAGACACUUGUCACCAAAAUAGACAUUACUGUGGUCAUCUCUGUAUUGACAAAAGCUUGGGGGAGAUAAUUGCCUAAUAUUUAUAAGUCCCUUGAUUCUUUUUUUAGUUAAAAAAUGUUUUUCAAAAGUGCCAAGCAGUCAUCAUCUGUACCUUUCCUUGUCUUUUUUCAUCAUUUGCCAUUUCUCUCUGUCCUACAUGAAGGACAGCAAAAUAUCCAGGAUGAUGGUGCAUUUGAGGUCAAAACCAUAUUUUUGCCUUGUCUCACUGUUCAGAAGUUACUUAAUUUUUCUUAACUGUUUCUUUACCUUUUUGCUUGUAUUUUUUUUGUGCUGUGGAGAAAAAUGUGUUGUGGCUUUCAUAUGUGUAGAACAAACAUGAGCUGAGUUCUGAGCUACUCCUGCAGUCUUUCUUUACUGCUGUAAUCCUGCCUCUUAUGCCAUGCCCUUGUCUGUGCAGUCUCUUGUCUCUUAAGCCACCCAGUAACUCACUUGCACUGGUUUCAGUGGCAUCAUCAUGCCUAUUUUCAGUCAUGCACUUAAAACACUCAUCAUGGCAAGCUGAUAAAGGCAUCAGCACAUGGUUUUUCUAGUUUUGAGUUUGUUCUGUUCAUAUGGCUCCAUAUCAGGAUGGUUUCUGUUCCUUCUAGCGUGAUGUAUAGUCACUGCCACCAAUAUACUGGGACUUAUUACACAGUGGUUAAACACUCUUGUUUUACCUUUUUACUGAAAAAAAAAUUUUUUUUUUGUUUUCCAUUUUAAUGAAUACUUGAAGUAGCUUUGCCUUGCCAAAAAGGAAGUGUCUGGUUCUUAGCAGACUAUAAGUUUGAUUAAUUUUUUUUUGGCUUCUUAAUGUUCUUCGGGGUUGUGUGGUUGAUUUUUUUUUUUUUUUGCCAUUACAUUACACUACAAUCUAUGAAAGCAACACAAAUUGGUGUGGGAUUACCAUAAACAUCACAACUGUCUCCAUUAUGCCAUGUUUACAUCUGGACUAAUGUGGAGAAGGCAUUCUGAAGGGAAUAGUCUGUCUUGUUCUUGUUUCAUACUUGUGUAAUUGACUGAAAGUGUAACUAGAAUUCAAUACAAAAUUGUGCUACCUAAUGUCACUUGAACUGGAAGAUGUAAAUAACCACAAAUCUUAUGCAAAAAUUGUAUAAAUCAUGGAAAUGAAUGUUUGUCAUUAGGUAAAAUUUGAGGUUUGCAUUGUUAUAAAAAGUCUUUUCUUCUUGAUCCAUGAAAAUAAUUGGGGUGUUGAAAUGA
Molecule: messenger RNA, 4851 nt
Organism: Cyanistes caeruleus (blue tit)
Lineage: Eukaryota; Metazoa; Chordata; Aves; Passeriformes; Paridae
Gene: TPCN2
Product: two pore segment channel 2
Biological process (GO): transmembrane transport; calcium-mediated signaling; endocytosis involved in viral entry into host cell
Cellular component (GO): lysosomal membrane
Molecular function (GO): ligand-gated sodium channel activity; intracellularly phosphatidylinositol-3,5-bisphosphate-gated monatomic cation channel activity; voltage-gated channel activity
Source: RefSeq, a predicted model, not a curated record